CAACCCGCUCAGCCCGCCGAGGGGCCUGGUGAUGCCCGUCCUCCCCGAGGCCCCCACCGGCCCAGGCACCGAGAAGCGUUGGGAUCGUCCCCGGGCCUCGAGCACCGCCCGGUCGCCUGAGGGACCCGGGGCUCCCCGCCCCGACCACCGCCCCCGUCCCGCCCCCCGGGGCCGCGCACCUCCCUCCCGGCUCCGUUUCCAGCCGGCGGCGUUUGGCCGCUGCACGGCGGUGCUCGGGCGGGAGAGCUGUGAGAGGCGGCGGCUGGAGGCGCCCACAUGUCGUAGAGCUAAGAGAGCACUGAAGUUGGAUGGUGUUAAAAAAUAUAAGCCAUCUGAAGCAACACCUUUGACCAAAAAGAAGAAUCUAAACUCGUACUCACCGACAACAGGAACAUGCCGGUUAAGUCCAUUUUCAUCUCCCACAAGUCAUAACGCACAAGGUUUCAGAAAUGGCCUAUCAAAUGACCUCCCAGGGGAUGGAACCAAGCAGAACAAUUUGGAAAGCAGAUUAUCCAGAAGAGGGCAGCCUCAAGCAGAGAAGGAUGAGUUCGCAGAAUUGCAGUCCAAAGUGAAAAGUUCAUUGGUUAGAUUUCUGAAAAUGAGAGCAAGUCUGACAAGCCUACAGGCUUUAGAGGGCAGUAGAGAGCUUGAAAAUAUUAUUGGCGUCUCAGACUCGUCUUGCAGCUUGAGAGCGGAAGUGCAGAAAACCCAAGUGCUAAUGGAUCAAGCAGAAGAGCUACAGCUAUUGGAAAAAAAGCAUGGAAAGCUUCCUGCUCAAGAGCAUGCUCAGCCUGCCGGCAGCGCUGCAUUCCUCAGGUUGCUCCUCGACUCUCAGUAGCCUCUCGGUCUGCUGCGUGCCCACCAGCUGCCACGUCCAGAUAUUAUGUGAAAAAUGCAUUCCACAUCAACCCAAAGUUCUACAUCUGCUUGAUUGUACUUAAAAGGAGAGAAGAAACGACUGUAAACCAAUCUGCCCUACAAAUACCAGUUCGGGAUUGCUCAUUGCGCUAGGCAGGUGCACAUCUAGAUAAAAUUUCUGGCAUCUAUUUAAACUUAACAAUGUGCACAACAAGAUAAUCUCAAUGUAAAUAAUACAUUUCUUCAUGGGAGCUUUAUGCAACUGCGUACAGAAGGCUGAUUUAGAUUUACUGGUGCAUGGAAUAUAAACUAUUUUUUCUGGAUGUUCUUACCACUAAUAUAUAAUAAUAGUUCUGCUGCCUUGGCUUUAAAAAAAAAA
Molecule: messenger RNA, 1237 nt
Organism: Oxyura jamaicensis (ruddy duck)
Lineage: Eukaryota; Metazoa; Chordata; Aves; Anseriformes; Anatidae
Gene: ITGB3BP
Product: integrin subunit beta 3 binding protein
Exons: 9
Coding region: 32-838 (268 amino acids)
Biological process (GO): regulation of DNA-templated transcription; CENP-A containing chromatin assembly
Cellular component (GO): nucleoplasm
Source: RefSeq, a predicted model, not a curated record